GUAGUUUUAAUUUCCACCACUGCCUCUAAUUGCAUGUCCCGUAUGCUCCAGCUAUUAAACACUGUAAAAAAAAAAAAAAAAAAGCAAAAGUAGGCUUGGCCAAAUUCCCUGAACUCUGCUAAUCUACACAUCAUCUCCUUCCUUUCUGCAGACGCUAUCGAUCCGUCCGGCUUUACGUCAGUAUCGAUAACUUUGCCAAAGCAGAAAAAAAAAAAAUCAAGUGCAAUGUCCAGUUAAUGUCGGGGGACGGAGCCUCGUGCACACUUUCUACUUUCUCCUAAAAACAACAACAGUGUUCCUGUGUGGCUCCACAGAAACAUGUGUGCACAGCUGUCAAACCCCGAGCCUCAUGUUGGCUCUUUAUUUAUCCCUCUCUGUUCGCUGAUCGCUGUUUAACGAGAGGGGGGAAUCCAGCCCACAUAUUUAUUGCAGCCGCUGAAAAAAAAUCUCCUCAAUAUCCCCCAAGAUGGCCGCCGAUGUAGGAUCGAUGUUUCAAUAUUGGAAGAAAUUUGAUCUCCGGCGGCUCCAGAGGGAGCUAAACUCGGUGGCGUCUGAACUCGCCGGUCGACAAGAGGAGAGCGAACAUUCCCACAAAAACCUGCUGGAGCUGAGCAGGGAGUUCAAGAGAAAUGUCCCUGAGGAGGUCCGGGAGAUGGUGGCACCUGUUCUCAAGAGUUUCCAGAACCAGGUGGUUGCUCUGAACAAACGCAGCAAAGAGGCCGAGUCGGCGUUCCUGGGAAUCUACAAACAGCUGAUCGAGGCCCCGGAUCCAGCUCCGGUGCUGGAGGCCUCACACACCCUGGAGGAAAGGCUGCAGCACCUGCACAGCAAGGCCCCCGACAGCGAGGCCCUGGUGAGAGAAAUCAGCGGGCACUGGAAGAGACACCUGGAGUGCCUUCAACAGACAGAGUCCUCAGAGUCAUCAGGGACCCUCGAGGCCCCAGGAUCCUCUCCUGCCUCCCUGAUGACGCCCAACAGCACGCCGGGCCCCGGGGCCUCCGAGUCCCCGCAGCAGAACCACCAGGACCGAGGGGACGAAGAGGAGAGCGCUAACGUUGGAUUGUCUGACCGACUAUCAGAGGCCAAGGAGAAGAUCAAAGUUCUGCAUUCAUCUCUGAACACUGCACAGACAGAGCUGCUGGACCUGCGGUGUAAAUACAACCAGGAGAGGACCAACAAGGCGGAGGAGGUGGACGCCAUCGUGCUGAACCUGGAGAAAGCCAACCAGAGAGCAGAGAAGGCCCAGAGGGAGGUGGAGAGGCUAAAGGAGCAGAUAUCCACGGCGGGGAGGGGUCGUCCAGCAGAGGGCAGCAGCAGCAGCAGCAGGCUGGAGGCCUCUCUGCUGGUCAAAGACCGAGAGAUGCUGCGUCUGCUGGAGAACAUCCAGCGGCUGCAGUUCACUCUGCAGGAGGUGCAGGAGAGCUCGGCCAAUCAGAUGCUAGAGCUGGAGCGCCAGCUGGCCUAUAAGACGGAAGCUAUCGAGAGAUUAGAAGCUAAACUGCAAUCCCAGAUGGAUUAUGAAGAGAUUAAAACUGAACUCAGUAUCCUCAAGGUGAUGACGCUGGCUUCAGCGAACGGCAGCUCGUCCCAGGAGUCUACGAAGGCUGCAGAGGCCAUUCUUCUGGAUAAAGAAGCCUUUCUUCCGUCCCACAAAUACCUGGUGGAAAAGGCCCGCAUUUUGCACAACGUUGAUGACGAGCGGUCUGAGGACACAGGUAGGGAGUCAGCCAGACCCCCCCCCUCUCUCUCCUCCUCCUCCUCCCACCUGGACGUCCGUACCUCCCCACCUAUGAACGGAUCCUCCUCCAAUCACGACCUCCCCCUCCGCCCCUUCUCCGUCUCCCCCCUAUCCUCCGGGGACAGGCUGUCUGGAGACCACGUCCUCCACAAGACGCUGCUCUCCUCUCCUCUCCACUUUAAGAAGGAGGGUCUCAUGGCCUUCCCCAGCGCUCUCUAUGCAGCUAAAGUGGCCCUGAUGUCGGGGUCCAGCAGCGGGGACGCAGGCCUGCCCAGCGACCAAUCAGAAAGCGGCAGCUCCACGACGGGCGAUGACGACCAGCUGGACACGUCCGACAUCGCAGUACAGGUGAAGGAGCAGCUGCUGAAGCACAACAUCGGGCAGCGGGUGUUCGGGCACUACGUCCUGGGUCUGUCUCAGGGCUCCGUCAGCGAGAUCCUGGCCCGGCCCAAACCCUGGAGGAAGCUCACGGUGAAGGGGAAGGAGCCGUUCAUCAAGAUGAAGCAGUUCAUCUCCGACGAGCAGAACAUCCUGGCUCUGAGGACCAUCCAGGUCCGACAGAGAGGGAGCAUCACUCCUCGCAUCCGAACUCCUGAAACUGGGUCAGACGACGCCAUCAGGAACAUCCUGGAGCAAGCCAAGAAGGAGAUCCAGUCCCAGAGGGGAGGCGAGGGGCGGUCUCUCCUCAGCUCGUCGUCGGGCCGCAGCAGCAUCGGGCCGGGCAGCAGCUCCGAUGACACCAUAAAGAACAUCCUGGUGCAGGCGAGGAGGGAGAUGGAGGCGCAGCAACACGCCAUCAUGGAGAUGGAGGUCUGUGGGAGGAGCCCCUCUGUUGGAUCCGGCCCUCAGGUGGAGCGUCUGGGCCCCCCCGAGCGCUCCAGAGCCCCACAGAGACCCCUGUCCAUCAAACAGGAAGAGGGUGGAGUCACCCUCUGCAUGGCUAACCCAAUCAGCAGCCCGCAGACCCCCCUCAGCGUCCUCUCCCCCGCUGCUUUCGUGCAGAACAUCAUCCGCAAAGUGAAGUCUGAAAUCGGGGAGGUGGGGAGCUACUUCGACCAGCACUGGAGCCACGAGCGGGGGUCCAUGGUGCUCAGUGGAGGAGGGAGUUCUCUACCUUUUAAUUCAGUCUCCCCCUCCCUGUCUUCCACCUCCUCCUCUGGACCCCCAGUUCUCCCCCGACCGUGGCCCCGCCUGGAAAAUGGAGAGUUUCAAACAAACAGUGAGGAGGCAUCGGGGGCCGAGGAGGAGCUGAGUUCAUUCACUAUGUUCCCAACACUUAUGAAGGUGGUGGAGGUGAAGGUGGAGUCGGACACCUCUGUGAGCGGGGAGUCUCCGGGUCCAGGACCACGAGGAGGACUCUCUUACUAUCCGGCUUACAUCCCGCGCGCCCUGAAGCCCACCGUGCCCCCGCUGACCCCAGAGCAGUAUGAGAUGUACAUGUACCGCGAGGUGGACACGCUGGAGCUCACCCGCCAGGUGAAGGAGAAGCUGGCUAAGAACGGCAUCUGUCAGAGGAUCUUUGGAGAGAAGAUCCUGGGUCUGUCUCAGGGCUCUGUGUCCGACAUGCUGUCCCGACCCAAACCCUGGAGCAAACUGACUCAGAAAGGUCGCGAGCCGUUCAUCCGCAUGCAGCUGUGGCUCCUGGACCAACUGGGCCAGAGCCUCAACCCGCCCCUCCACCACGGACACACUCUGGAUGCAGAUCAGAGCCCGGUGACGGCCCAGUCGUCCCCCUCGCCGCCCCCCUCCCCCGCUGAGAGCCCCCUGGAGCCCGGCAGCCUGUCUCUGGAGAGCAGCAAGGAGAACCAGCAGCCAGAGGGCCUGCUGCUGCCCCCCCACCCCGAUGGAGGGAAGCCUCCCCCCGGCCUCAUGGCCCCCCAGCAGCCGCCCCAGCCGCUGGGCAUCCAGGAGCUGGUGGCCGUCGCCUCGGAGCUCGACACCUACACUAUCACCAAGAAGGUGAAGGAGGUGCUGACAGACAACAACCUGGGCCAGCGUCUGUUCGGGGAGACGGUCCUGGGCCUGACGCAGGGCUCCGUGUCCGACCUGCUCUCCAGACCAAAGCCCUGGCACAAGCUGAGCCUGAAGGGCCGCGAGCCGUUCGUCCGCAUGCAGCUGUGGCUCAACGACCCGCACAACGUGGACAAGCUGCGGGCCAUGAAGAAGAUGGAGAAGAAAGCGUACCUGAAGAGGCGCUACGGUCUGCUGAGCACGGGUUCGGACAGCGACUCCCCGAGCGUCCGGUCGGAGUGUGUGAGCCCGGCGCUGGCCUCUCUGGACCUCUGCCCCUACAGCCAGGCCAAGAAAAUCCGGGUGGUGCUGGGCGCUGAGGAGAAGGAGGAGCUGAGGAAGGCCUACCUCCUGGAGCCAUACCCCUCCCAGAACACCAUCGAGAUCCUGGCCUCGCAGCUCCACCUGAAGACCAACACCGUCAUCAACUGGUUCCACAACUACAGGUCCAGGAUGCGACGGGAGGUUUUGAUGGAGGGUCUGCAAGACAACGACAUGGAUGCUGAGCCUCACAGCUACUCUCCCUCAGCGACACGGAGCCCGCCCUCAGAAGGGGAGGACCGCAGACCCCCUUCAGGACACAUCCACACCUCCCUGCCUCACGUCAAACAGGAAGAAGAGGGAGGUGAGCUGAUGAAGUCCUCCAGGGUCCAGUGUUUCUCCACCGCCGUGCAGUUCCCACAGCUGAAAAGCGAGCACGAGGAUGCAAUGUCUGGAUGUCGGGAGCCUCAUCUGGAGGGGAUGAGCAGCCCGGGUCAGGGUCUGUACGCUGACGGCCCCCAGAGGAACAUCCAGUCCAGGCAUGAAGGAGUGGGGGAAGAGUCUGGGAAGUCCCCCGUGGAUCCGGUGAGCUUCAAGGCUUCGUCGGAGCCGUGCCGCAGCAGUUUGGAAGUUUCCCUGAACUCCCCGUCCGCAGCGUCCUCCCCCGGCCUCAUGAUGUCCGUCUCCCCCGUCCCCUCUUCCUCCGCCCCCAUCUCGCCCAACCCCCCCUCCACGAGCACCAAUCACAGCCUGGACCCCGGCCAGCUGCAAAGCCCCAAAGUCAACAGAAGCAGUCAGAGACGCAACGAGAAAAUGGCCAACCUCAAUAACAUCAUCCACAGGUUAGAGAGGGCGGCCAAUCGAGAAGAAACACUGGAGUGGGAGUUUUAAUUAAACCCCCCCCCACCAACGUCUUUUUGCUUGUAUGUAGUACGGAUGACCCUCGCGGCACACAAGGGGGUCUCAAAUUAAAUCUUCCUCGGAGUGGAGCCUGGCUCCUGAAAAGACUGAAAACUCACCGGGAAAAGCUAAACUGAAUUCCCUGCAAGAACUAAAAAAAAAGUUUAUAAUUGUGUAUUUGUUGUUUUUCUUUUGAUAAUGCAUACUACUUUGAGAUAUAUGUGACAGCACUAGCUGUUGUUUUACCUAUUGGACUUGACAUGAAGACUUUUGCAGCUAUGGUGUCAUAAAAUGUACACUGAAGUUCUGUAGAUUGCCACUGGGUGAGAUUAAAAAAAGACCCCUGUCUUAAGCCAUUAAAAGCACUAUAACUAUUUGAAAAAGAGACAUUGACCAAAUUUGCUACUUUUUGAAUAGCAAUUUUUCAGAUUUUGUCUGUAAGACUGGACAGUUUAAGUCAUGUAACAUGAAAUCCUACUGACUGAGGGAUAGUCCUUUAAGACUCUAAAUACUCAACAUCUUGUAUGUAACUUAGUUUCUUGGUGAUAUGUUUUGAACUAUUUGUAACUCACACGUAUAAAAUGUGGUUGUACAUGUUGUAGAAUUGUCUGCAAUAGCCUUCUCUAAACCUGAUGUAGCAUGGUACUCACCUGACCCUGUUAUCCUCUGUAGUUAGUCACCUGUGAUUAUACUUGAGCGAAAACAAGAGAAAAAAAAAGUUGAAAACCCUGCAAAAAACAAGAAAAAAGGAGAAUCGAAUGAGUAGAGUACUUUUAGUGUUUCUGUUUUCUUUCUUUGUAUAAUCCUUGAGGUUUACAGUUUAGGGCCCUUGUGCUUCAGUAAGUGAGACGUUCACUACACGAGCACAGUUUACACGGUUUCUUUCAGAUUUACCUCUCUGACCCUCCAAGGCGCUGGUUCUCAGACUGUAACAGGACACCUGGUUUACCUCAGAUUAUGUUGAUGCACAUCAUGCAAUGACCAUGUGUUUCAUUCUUAUACAUAAACAUGACACACACUUAUAGAGUGGUG
Trematomus bernacchii (emerald rockcod) is the source of this 5941-nucleotide messenger RNA. RefSeq names its product cut-like homeobox 2b (gene cux2b). Lineage: Eukaryota; Metazoa; Chordata; Actinopteri; Perciformes; Nototheniidae. Gene Ontology annotation, biological process: regulation of DNA-templated transcription. The record is from RefSeq and is a predicted model, not a curated record. Gene Ontology annotation, molecular function: DNA-binding transcription factor activity, RNA polymerase II-specific; DNA binding.